CGUCACGUGCAAGUGUGCAACGCGUAUAAUGUAUAUGUUCGGUAUAUUUUCGUUAUUACGUUCCAAAUUUAUUUAGAAUUUACAACAAAUAAAAUGAAUCCGUUUUUUUUUUUUUUUGCUCAUAAAACAAAUCUCUUCCUAAAGACCUAAAUUCUCCUAGAUAUCGAUCACCUGGGACUAAAAAUUUCAAAUGUAGCUCACUUGUUUGAAAAGGUUGGCGACCCCCGAGCUAGGGUAUUGCCGACGUCCCCGACUUGGACAUUUAACGGGCCCGACACUCGUCAGCCGAACUCACGCUGUGCAUUUGAAAAGUACACGUCAUAAUAUUAUAUUUCGAACGGUUAAACAACGUACGUGCAGCUGUACCGGCGCGGCGCUGCGCCGUUUCGAUCCGAUCGAUCGGUCGCGUCCCCUUAGUAACGGAUAUACACACAUCGCACAACGCGCACAUUGCCACAGUAUCGCGGAGAAACGCCGCGACCAGACCGAAUAAACUGUCCGUCCAAUCGAAUCGUUCUUUUUAGUUUUUCGAAAAAACUACGCAGUGCUGCGACCGCUAGUUGGUUUGGCGCGGCCGCGAUGGACCACGCGCGCCCGGACUCGGCCACGGCGGCGGACGGCGGCCCGGACGACCCGGACGGCCGGCUGUACGAUUAUCUGCUGGACAGCGGCGCGUUCGACGACGUGCGCGCGUUGGCCGAGUCGCUCGUCGGCUCGUCCGUGUCGUCGUCCGACGUGGACGGUGCCGGCGGUGAUGACGAAGACGACGACGACCACGACGACGACGCCGGCGCCGUCGCCAGGCGGAUCGCCGACCGGCUGUUGGAGCAGAACGCCGACGACGUCGACCGGGCGCUGGACGCGGCCGUGCGCGACGCUCUGCUGGCCACCGGGUCGGCCGGCCGGCUGGUGGACCACCGGUGGCCGGGGUUGGUGGACAUCGGGCCCGGACGACUGGCGCGCGACACCGCUCGCAGCCUGAACGCGCUCCUCCGGUUGCCGUUCACGUACGACACGUACACGGGCGCGUACUUUCGGCGGCUGACGGACGGGCUGUCGCGCGCCGUGUCGGCGGACGUGCAUUUCAGCCUCGCGAUCCGCGUGUACGCCAAGCUCGUGGACACGGCGCCGGACCCGGAGAGCGCGGCCGAAAGUUUCUGUUCGCUGUGCGAGGCCACGCACGCGCGGUGUCUGUUACGGCAACGACGCGACUUCGGCAAGACGGUGACGGCCGUGUCGCUGACGGCCCGAUGUCUGUCCGCGGUCAUCAAGCGGGCUGCCGGCUGCCGCGGGGCCGUCAAACCGGCCAUCGUUGAGUUUGUGGCCGCCAUUGCGGCCGACCCCGGUGGUCGCGGCCCGUACGCCAUCCUGUGCUGCACCGAUCCUACUGCCACGUGGUUCGACACCGUUUCUAAGUACCACUCGUCCCGAUCGGUCUUUUUCCAGUGCUUAGACGGCGACCGGAAACUGCUCCGGGCAGUCGUGUCCGGUUUCCACGAGUGGAUCGUCGAACCCGAGAUCCCUCGACGGUCGGACGACGCGGACAUCGCGGCAGUGGUCCGGUACGCCCGCGCGCUGCACGCCAUGCACCUGCUGGCCAAGAUGUUCAGGUACCGCGCCACGGUGGCCAUGUUCCCGAUCAAGGUGUCCAGGACGCUGCGGAUCCACGCGGCCGGUAUUUCGAACCACUGUCUCGGUUUCCUGUCCGCCAACCGCCGGGGCGUUCCCGCGACGUUGGCGCACGGCCUCUGCUCGCUGGUGGCCGCCGUGGCCGCGUUCCACCUCGAGACGCUUGACUCGAUCGCGGAUAACGCUUUUGGCUUACGCAUACUGGCCAAGGUCGCGGAGCGUUCGGACGCGUUGGCCGCGCGUCAACAGUUGGUGGACGGAUUGUUCGAGAACAGGCGCUGGAAGGAUGCCGCCGACGGCGCGGACGCGGAUUCUCUGACGGCGGUCGCGGCCACGUUGACGGCCAGUCGUCACGACGAGAUCUGGCGGCUGACCACCAGGAGGAUGUCGUUCUUGGAGGACGCGGCCGCCGGUGACCCCGACCUCGGACACCGUCGGUCGCUCUUGACCAACGUGCGCGGCAGCCCACUGGGCACGCUCAUGUACGACACGCCGCAGCGGGACGACUUCGAUUGGUUGAACCCGCGACACCUGUUGACGUUGAGCGUCGCCUGCACCACGGCCGCCGGCAGACAGUGGCUGGACAGGACGAACGCGUUCGGUUCACUGGACGGAUUCGUAGCGGACCGUUCGCGCCAAACGGAAGUCUCUUUGGACCCGGACGGCGACCGGAAGUCCCUCGACUCGAUCGUCCGCGUCGCCUAUUCCUGUUGCGCGUCGAUCGGAGGGUUAAAAAUUGUACUUGACCAUCUCCGAAUCGACGGUUCGGAAGCCGCAGUAACCGGAAUAGCGACACUCACUGAAUUUUAUUACGCUUCGUUCCAAAAUUUUGACGGCCAUCCCAUUACGAGAGACGUUCUCGUGAUACUGUGGCUUCGUUUGAUACAAGCGGCUACGCACACGUUCAGCUCACGUGUUUACGCGGACUCGAAACUAAAAUAUCAAGAAACAUUAUUAAAGCUGUCCGCCGAAAGCCGUACGGAAGAUGAAAUAGUUUUCGUCGACGAAACAACCGAACUUUUGACAAAAUUACAACGCCCUCUGCUGUCGGACGGUACUGGGCACGCCACCGAAUCUACCCCUAGCGCUCUGGCCGAGUUUUUGUCCAACGCUAAUCACCAUCACGGCGGUGUCUGGUCGCAGAGGCUUCGUUCCAUAAUAAUCCGUUCCGACCAGAUAACCGGAACGGAGACGAUGGAUUUAAUAACGUCGGUUGGCCGCCGCCGUUUCGACGGCCAACUCGACCUGGGCGCGUUCGAUCAUAAAUUAAACCUAACCGAUUUCGAUGUCACCGGAAUACGAUUGGCGCUGAGGUACGGGUCAAGCGUCGGGUUGGUGGUCGAAGAUUCGGUGACGUCCUCGGAGCUCGAACAACUGUACAGCUGUGUUGAAAGACGAGGAUCGCCGGCGCUAUUCGAUUGCAUGACUUGCACGUUGUUUAUAGCGUCGGGAGGAUCGAAAAACGGGUGUAUUGAGGCGUGUGCCGUACUGCUCAGACUCUACGAAACGACACGAUACGUUUGGCCGCCGGCAUUUGACGAGGACGCCGACAGGAGGGCCGCUUUUGGUCAUCUGGUUGAAGGGUUGUUACAACAAGAACAACCCGAAGUGUACAACGCAUUUAAGAUGUCCGGCGUUUCGUGGUGGCUUCUGUGCUCUGGCUGGGCAUCCGACUGUUUCUGGGGCCGACUGAGCUGGUCCGAAAUUUGCCGCUGGCUGUGUCUGGUCGUUGUGAGCCCGGUAGACUACCAGGCGUUCUUUUUCGUCUGUUUGGCCGCGGCUCAAAAGCGCCGGUGGAUGGAAGCGUUCAACCAGGGCCGGUUCCACGAUACCGUUUACCAGGGUGAUUUAGGCGAUUUCCGACUGACUGAUCAUGCAAUUUAUUUCGAAGAAUUGGCGAAAAAGCACCAACGGUGUAUAUCGAAAAAACUUUCGUCCGAAUUCGAUAUGCAUUAGACAGACAAUAUUAUACAAUAACUUCGUUCAACUGCGGUUUUCGGCAUUUCAGUUCAUUUUUAUGAGUUGACGACGUAUAUACCGAAUCCGUUGGUGUUUAUUAUAUAUAAGAGACAUUCAUAACGCAUAACAUUAUCGAACGAUCCAAUAAACAUUAAAACAGUUACACGCAACGUCGACCGUCAUCGACCUAACAUUAACCGUCGAUCUUCAUAUCAAACGCGUGUAAUAAGUGUCAGUGCCGAUUGAAAUUAAUAUCAUAAUAUUAUUAUAUUGUUGCUGUUGGUUAGCAUAGUAAUUUCAGAUAUUCCUUUUAUAAAUUCAAUUGUUAUCGAGUUUCAAUUGAAUAUCAUAUUAUGUUCUAUUGGAAGUUAUUUUUUUUAUUUCAUCAUCAUAUAUACGUCUUGUACACGUAUACUUGAUGUAAAUCUCAAAAACCAAUAUAGGUAGUUGUAUAAAUAUGCGUCGCAUCGGAUUUGGUUAUUUUAAAAUAAGCAGAAAUUUAAUACAAGAUAUUGGAAUCAAAAAUAAGAUAUGUACGAAACGAUCAAAAUGUAUAGUUUAAAAGAAUUCGAGCACGUCCUUUGGGCAUACUGUUUUCCCCAAGGAAAAUAGCCGAACGCAGUAAAAAAAAAUCGUGGAUUGAAAAAAAAAAAUUAGGAGAAAGUCUAUUUUAGAUUAAGCAGCUGUUAUGCCACUGUAUCUAAUAUAUCAUAUUAAAUCUUGA
Molecule: messenger RNA, 4312 nt
Organism: Rhopalosiphum padi (bird cherry-oat aphid)
Lineage: Eukaryota; Metazoa; Arthropoda; Insecta; Hemiptera; Aphididae
Exons: 9
Coding region: 580-3585 (1001 amino acids)
Source: RefSeq, a predicted model, not a curated record